This is a messenger RNA of Euleptes europaea (tarantolino), 1722 nucleotides long. RefSeq names its product zinc finger protein OZF-like. NCBI's taxonomy places the organism in Eukaryota, Metazoa, Chordata, Lepidosauria, Squamata, Sphaerodactylidae. The record is from RefSeq and is a predicted model, not a curated record. Gene Ontology annotation, molecular function: DNA-binding transcription factor activity; RNA polymerase II cis-regulatory region sequence-specific DNA binding. The coding region runs from base 1 to 1722 and encodes 573 amino acids. Gene Ontology annotation, biological process: regulation of transcription by RNA polymerase II. The transcript has 6 exons.
AUGGAGGAGCAGGACCCAGGAGGACCUGGACCUGGCAAGAGAGCAAGGAAAGGCCCCCAUCCUGUCCAAGCUGGGAGUGGCAUUGAAUCCUGGCAGAGAGCUGUGCCAGAAAUCUGGGAUCAGGAGCCUCUGAACUCAGAAGUACAUUGCCGACGCUUCUGGCAGUUCCGCUACUGUGAGGCCGAUGGGCCCCGGGAGGCAGAGGAGAAAUGGAGGCGCAGGACCCAGGAGGAACUGGACCUGGCAAGAGAGCAAGGAAAGGCCCCCAUCCUGGCCAAGCUGGCUGAACAGAGCUGGGGUCCAUCCAUGAAGAUGGAAGCUGAGUUCUGUGAGAUGGAAAGAGCUCCUUCAGAGGAAGGGCAGCUGGCCCGAGCCCAAGAGCGCGCCCAAGGUGCCCUCUCCUGCGGUAGCGAAGAGACAGUGUUCAGCCAUUCUCUUUGCAGAGGAGAGAAACCAUGCGAUUGUGAGGAAUGUGGAGAGACCUUCCGUUGGAAACCAGCCCUUUCUUCCCAUCAAAGAAUUCACUCAGGAGAGAAACCUUUUGAAUGCUCAGAGUGUGGAAAGAGAUUCAGUCGCAGUGGCAAUCUUCUAGAGCAUCAAAAAACCCACACAGGGGAGAAACCUUUUGAAUGCUCAGAGUGUGGAAAGAGAUUCAGUCGCAGUCACCAUCAUCAAGAGCAUCAAAAAACCCACACAGGGGAGAAACCUUUUGAAUGCUCAGAGUGUGGAAAGAGAUUCAGUCACAGUGGCAGUCUUCAAGAGCAUCAAAGAACCCACACAGGGGAGAAACCUUUUGAAUGCUCAGAGUGUGGAAAGACAUUCAGUCGGAGUGGUGAUCUUCAAAGUCAUCAAAGAACGCACACAGGGGAGAAACCUUUUGAAUGCUUAGAGUGUGGAAAGAGAUUUAGUCAAAGUAGCAAUCUUCAACAGCAUCAAAGAACCCACACAGGGGAGAAACCUUUUGAAUGCUCUGAGUGUGGAAAGAGAUUCAGUCGCAGUGACGCUCUUCAAAGUCAUCAAAGAACCCACACAGGGGAGAAACCUUUUGAAUGCUCAGAGUGUGGAAAGAGAUUUAGUCAAAGUGGCAAUCUUCAAAAGCAUCAAAGAACCCACACAGGGGAGAAACCUUUUGAAUGCUCAGAGUGUGGAAAGAGAUUCAGUCAGAGAGGCCAUCUUGAACAGCAUCGAAGAACCCACACAGGGGAGAAACCUUUUGAAUGCUCAGAGUGUGGAAGGAGAUUCAGUGAAAAUGGCAGUCUUCAAGGGCAUCAAAGAACCCACACAGGGGAGAAACCUUUUGAAUGCUCAGAGUGUGGAAAGACAUUCAGUCGGAGUGGUGAUCUUCAAAGUCAUCAAAGAACCCACAUAGGGGAGAAACCUUUUGAAUGCUCAGAGUGUGGAAAGAGAUUCAGUCAGAGUGGCAGUCUUCAAAGUCAUGAAAGAACCCACACAGGGGAGAAACCUUUUGAAUGCUCAGAGUGUGGAAAGAGAUUCAGUCAGAGUGGCAAUCUUCAACAGCAUCAAAGAACCCACACAGGGGAGAAACCUUUUGAAUGCUCAGAGUGUGGAAAGACAUUCAGUCGGAGUGGUGAUCUUCAAAGUCAUCAAAGAACCCACACAGGGGAGAAACCUUUUGAAUGCUCAGAGUGUGGAAAGAGGUUCAGUCAGAGAGGCACUCUUCAACGGCAUCAAAGAACACACACAGAGGAAAAUCAUUUUUGA